AUGUCGUCCAUGCGAGGUCUUGUCCAGUUCAUAGCCGACCUCCGAAACGCCCGGGCGAGAGAGCUGGAGGAGAAGCGAAUCAACAAAGAGCUCGCCAACAUCCGCCAGAAAUUCAAGAGCGAGAAAUUGGAUGGCUAUCAAAAGAAGAAAUAUGUCUGCAAGUUGCUUUACAUCUACAUCCAAGGAUACAAUGUCGACUUUGGGCACCUUGAAGCCGUCAACUUGAUCUCCGCAACCAAAUACUCCGAAAAGCAGAUUGGGUAUCUGGCCGUCACCCUAUUUCUCCAUGAACAGCACGAACUCCUACAUUUGGUGGUCAAUAGCAUUCGUAAAGACCUGCUGGACUACAACGAGCUCAACAACUGCCUGGCCUUGCAUGCUGUGGCCAAUGUUGGCGGUCGAGAAAUGGGCGAGGCCCUCAGCGCGGACGUCCAUCGGCUAUUGAUCUCCCCAACCUCCAAAUCCUUUGUCAAGAAGAAGGCAGCGUUGACACUGCUCCGUCUCUACCGCAAACACCCGGCCAUAAUACAGAGAGAGUGGGCAGAAAGAAUAAUAUCGUUGAUGGACGACCCUGACAUGGGUGUGGUGCUUUCUGUUACUUCUCUCAUCAUGGCUCUGAUCCAGGACAACCCGGAGGCGUAUAAAGGGAGUUAUGUGAAAGCUGCUCAGAGGUUGAGAAAGAUCGUCAUUGAGAACGACAUCUCACCGGACUAUCUGUACUACAAGGUUCCUUGUCCGUGGAUUCAAGUCAAAUUUUUGAAGUUGCUGCAAUACUAUCCUCGUUCUGAAGAUUCUCACGUCCGCGACAUCAUCCGCGAAUCACUUCAGGCGGUCAUGCAAGCAGCCACAGAGACGCCCAAGAAUGUACAACAGAACAAUGCUCAGAAUGCCGUACUGUUUGAGGCCAUCAACCUCCUCAUCCACCUCGACACUGAGCACCAGCUCAUGAUGAAUAUUUCGUCCAAGCUGGGGAGAUUUAUCCAGUCACGCGAAACUAAUGUGCGGUACUUGGGUCUGGAUGCCAUGACCCAUUUUGCGGCCAGGACCGACACGCUCGAUCCCAUCAAACGACAUCAAAGUAUCAUUAUCGGUUCUUUACGAGAUCGAGACAUCAGCGUCCGCAGGAAGGGCUUGGAUUUGUUGUACAGCAUGUGCGACACUACCAAUGCUCAACCCAUUGUCAACGAACUGUUAAAGUACUUACAAACAGCGGACUUCUCGAUACGCGAAGAGAUGACUCUCAAAAUCGCGAUUCUGACGGAAAAGUACGCAACCGAUGCUCAGUGGUACAUUGAUAUCUCACUGAGACUGCUCGCUAUGGCAGGCGAUCAUGUCAGCGACGAAGUCUGGCAACGCGUGGUCCAAAUUGUCACCAAUAACGAAGAACUGCAGCCCUAUGCAGCACAACACAUUUUUGACUAUUUGAAAACCGACAAUUGCCACGACACGCUUGUCAAGAUUGGCGGUUACAUCCUUGGAGAGUUUGGCCACCUAAUAGCUGACAAUAAAGGAUGCAGCCCAAUUGAGCAAUUGAUGGUGCUGCAAACAAAGAUGAUAUCAGCACCCGACCCUACGAGGGCGUUGCUGUUGUCCACGUUCGUCAAAUUCGUCAACCUUUUCCCGGAGAUCAAGCCGCAGUUACUGCAGAUGUUCCGAUUCUAUAGCCAUUCGCCAGAUUCAGAGCUGCAGCAGAGGGCAUGCGAGUACCUGACAAUUGCAACAUUGCCAACGGACGACUUGCUGCGAACGAUUUGUGACGAAAUGCCCCCAUUCUCUGAACGGGCCUCUAUCCUCUUACAAAGACUGCACAAGAAGAGUGCAGGAAUAAGUGAAAGAAGAACUUGGGUAGUUGGCGGCAAAGACGCCAAUACCGACGAAAAGGAAGUUCUGCUGGCUCAACAAACGGGACUGAAGCGAUCCUUUACCACCAUUCUCAACGGGAUGCCUUCGAAUACCAAUGGUGCUGCAGCCACACCGGCUCAGAAUGGGACGAGCAGUGCAGCAAAGGACCUGGAAGGACUGGAUAUGAACGGCCACGGCAACGACGCGACGACUCCCAUCCUCACCAGCGCGGCUCAUCUUUCUCCAGAUUGGGAGAAGGGUUAUGACAGAAUGUUUUUUGAAGACGAAGGUGUCUUGUACGAGGAUCCACAGAUUCAAGUCGGCAUGAGGGGAGAAUAUCGUGGCCACCUUGGGGUGAUCAAACUCUACUUUACUAAUAAAGCCUCAUUCCCAAUUGGCUCCUUCACAACAACUCUGGACAACAAAUCCGACCCCGGCCUCAAAAUCGACAUCAAAAGCCUCCCAGAUACAUCAGUCGGCGCAGACUCGCAAGUCCAACAGACCAUGGUGUGUAAUUCAAUUGCCCCAUUCUCCGAGGCACCCACGAUCCGCAUCUCGUAUCUUGCUGGGGCCUUGCAGGGAUAUACUCUAAGACUGCCAAUUCUGCCCCACCGAUUCAUGGAUCCAUCGGAGCUCUCGGCGGAGGAUUUCUUCAAACGUUGGCGGCAAAUUGGUGCCGGCCCCCUUGAGGCGCAAAGCACAUUCGGUUUCCGCGAUCCUUCCAUGACGGUGAUGGACAAGUAUGUCCGCGAGGCUGUUGUAGGGUUCCGGUGGCGCCUCUUGGACAAUGUUGAUCCAAACCCCAAAAAUAUUGUGGGAUGUGCGGUUCUGCAGCUGGAAAAGGGAAAGGUCGGAUGUCUCCUCAGAUUAGAGCCCAAUCAUCAGCAGAAUAUGUUCCGCGCUACGAUUCGUGCAACGCAGGAAAAGGUUCCUGAGAUCCUAUUGAACCUUUUGCGGGAACGGUUGAAAUGUUAG
This is a messenger RNA of Fonsecaea erecta, 2817 nucleotides long. RefSeq lists its product as hypothetical. Gene Ontology annotation, cellular component: membrane coat; AP-2 adaptor complex. The coding region runs from base 1 to 2817 and encodes 938 amino acids. The transcript is spliced from 3 exons. Gene Ontology annotation, molecular function: clathrin-cargo adaptor activity. The record is from RefSeq and is a predicted model, not a curated record. Lineage: Eukaryota; Fungi; Ascomycota; Eurotiomycetes; Chaetothyriales; Herpotrichiellaceae. Gene Ontology annotation, biological process: intracellular protein transport; clathrin-dependent endocytosis.